Pelobates cultripes (western spadefoot toad) is the source of this 360-nucleotide messenger RNA. Lineage: Eukaryota; Metazoa; Chordata; Amphibia; Anura; Pelobatidae. The record is from the annotation of a GenBank genome assembly.
AUGACAGACGCGUAUAAAUCCAUCGCACGCCUGGAAUCCCAACACAAACGUUCCCAACUAACCUCAACAUAUGGUGAACUGACGGAAGCUAGACGAACUUUGCAGGCCCUACUCACGCAAAGACACCACCGCUCGCUCCAAAGAUCGAGGUCCUUCUUUUACACACAUGCAAACAAAGGUGGGAAAUUCCUCGCCCGCCUCUUGAAAGGAGACACACCACGCACUCAAGUGAGAAAACUUCGCUUAUCAACAGGCAGUAUAUCACCUUAUCCUGAAGAAAUAGCAGGUGAAUUCCGGGAAUAUUACAACUCCCUCUAUAAUCUCUGCCCACCGGAGGACACAGCACAUAGACGGGAAUGA